This is a messenger RNA of Myotis brandtii (Brandt's bat), 2684 nucleotides long. It is a transcript of the gene FBLN1, whose product is annotated as fibulin 1. The coding region runs from base 1 to 2070 and encodes 689 amino acids. Gene Ontology annotation, cellular component: extracellular region. Lineage: Eukaryota; Metazoa; Chordata; Mammalia; Chiroptera; Vespertilionidae. The record is from RefSeq and is a predicted model, not a curated record. Gene Ontology annotation, molecular function: calcium ion binding; peptidase activator activity. The transcript has 16 exons. Gene Ontology annotation, biological process: extracellular matrix organization.
AUGUGGGGGGCGGACAUCGCUCUUCACCAGCCCGUCUCCCCCACAGCGCGCGCAGACGUCCCCAUGGAGGCCUGCUGUGCGGACGGACACCGCAUGGCCACGCAGCACAGGGACUGCGCGCUGCCCUAUGCCUCGGCGUCCAAGGAGUGCAGGAUGGUCCAGGAGCAGUGCUGCCACAGCCAGCUGGAGGAGCUGCACUGUGCCACUGGCAUCAACCUGGCCAACGAGCAGGACAGCUGCGCCGUGUCCGCCGCCAACGCCAGCCUGGAGGCCGUGUUCGUGAAGAGGUGCUGCCACUGCUGCCUGCUGGGGCGGGCGGCCCAGGCCCAGGGCCAGAGCUGCGAGUACAACCUCAUGGUCGGCUACCAGUGCGGCCUGGUCUUCCGGGCCUGCUGCGUCAAGGGCCAGGAGACCUCGGACUUGGCCCCCGCAGACAAUGGGCACCUCCAGGACACAGCUAAGCUCUCGGAGGCGGAGGAGGAGCAAGAGGACCCGUACCUGAAUGACCGCUGCCGAGGCGGCGGGCCAUGUAAGCAGCAGUGCCGUGACACCGGAGAGGAGGUCGUCUGCUCGUGCUUUGUGGGCUACCAGCUGCUGGCCGACGGCGUCUCCUGUGAAGAUGUGAACGAGUGCAUCACGCGCACCCACAGCUGCCGGCUCGGCGAGUCCUGCAUCAACACCGUGGGCUCGUUCCGCUGCCAGCGGGACAGCAGCUGCGGGACGGGCUAUGAGCUCACGGAGGACAAUGACUGCAAAGAUAUUGACGAGUGUGAGAGUGGUAUUCAUAACUGCCUCCCCGAUUUUAUCUGUCAGAAUACUCUGGGAUCCUUCCGCUGCCGACCCAAGCUACAGUGCAAGAGCGGCUUUAUACAAGAUGCUCUAGGCAACUGUAUUGAUAUCAAUGAGUGUUUGAGUAUCAGCCCCACGUGCCCCGUCGGGCACACGUGCAUCAACACGGAGGGCUCGUACACGUGCCAGAAGAACGUGCCCAACUGUGGCCGUGGCUACCAUCUGAACGAGGAGGGCACCCGCUGUGUGGACGUGGAUGAGUGUGCACCGCCCUCGGAACCCUGCGGGCCGGGCCACCUCUGCGUGAACUCCCCUGGAAGCUUCCGCUGCGAAUGCAAGGCCGGCUUCUAUUUCGACGGCAUCAGCAGGACAUGUGUGGACAUCAACGAGUGCCGGCGCUACUCCGGGCGCCUGUGCAGCCACAAGUGCGAGAACACGCUGGGCUCCUUCCUCUGCAGCUGCUCCGCGGCCCGGGCACCCUCUCUUUCAGAUGUGAACGAAUGCACCAGCAGCCCCUGCAGCCAGGAGUGUGCCAACGUCUACGGCUCCUUCCAGUGCUACUGCCGCCGCGGCUUCCAGCUCAGCGAUGUGGACGGGGUCACCUGCGAAGACAUCGACGAGUGCGCCCUGCCCACCGGGGGCCACAUCUGCUCCUACCGCUGCAUCAACUUCCCCGGGAGCUUCCAGUGCAGCUGCCCCCCGACUGGGUACAGGCUGGCCCCCAACGGACGCAACUGCCAGGACAUUGACGAGUGUGUGACCGGCAUACACAACUGCUCCAUCAAUGAGACGUGCUUCAACAUCCAGGGCAGCUUCCGCUGUCUGGCCUUCGAGUGUCCGGAGAAUUACCGUCGCUCCGCGGACACGCUCCACCAGGAGAAGACAGACACCGUCCGCUGCAUCAAGUCCUGCCGCCCCAGCGACAUCAGCUGCAUGCGGGACCUGGUGCACACCGUCUCCCACACCGUCGUCUCGCUGCCCACCUUCCGCGAGUUCGCCCACCCAGAAGAGAUCAUCUUCCUCCGCGCCGUCAUGCCCGCGCACCCCGCCAACCACGCCGACAUCAUCUUCGACAUCACGGAGGGGAACCUGCGGGACUCCUUCGACAUCGUCAAGCGCUACGUGGACGGCAUGACCGUGGGGGUGGUGCGCCAGGUGCGGCCCAUCGUGGGCCCGUUCCACGCGGUCCUGAAGCUGGAGAUGAACUACGUGGUCGGGGGCGUGGUGAACCACCGCAAUAUCGUCAAUGUCCACAUCUUCGUCUCCGAGUACUGGUUCUGAGGGCUGGCCCAUGGCUCAGCCAAGUCUGCACCUCCAGGCCAACUCAUUGCUGCCAGCGACUGUGCCCUGCCCCUGUUUGUGCCGCCCAGACAUUUCCUGAUUUUAUGUAUUUGUUUGUUGUGGUGGGCUGACAUCCGCCUGGCGUAUUUUGGUGUUGAAAUAAUGAAUGCAAUUACUCAACUGUUUGGUUGAAAACCUUGCUUAUUUUUUAAUGCAAAUGUUACCUGUUGCUGCCUUUACUCUCCCUGUGGGCUGGGCAUGGCUAAGGAUCAAGGACAGAGAGACACUUUUCAGGGGGCAAUUACUCAGAAUGCCAAGAAAAGACCCGUUUUUGCUCCAUUGUAUGGAAGCUGACAUUUGGUACUUUUUGGCCAAUCAGCGUGCCCCAUUCCACGGACACGCUGCUGUAGACUAGCAGGUUGGCAGGCCCUGCCCAGAAGCAGCGCGGCACAGUGCCUCACAGGACACUGGGGAGGUAAACCGCUGUUCUGUUUCAACAGAAAAACUCCGUGUGUGGCCCCGGUAUGUUCACCAGGGGAACGGCAGGGUUUUCUCUGCUCCCUGCAUCCUCUUCUCUGACCACAGGUGGGAAAAUAAACAGCUUUGUGACUCUC